Rangifer tarandus platyrhynchus (Svalbard reindeer) is the source of this 297-nucleotide messenger RNA. The record is from the annotation of a GenBank genome assembly. NCBI's taxonomy places the organism in Eukaryota, Metazoa, Chordata, Mammalia, Artiodactyla, Cervidae.
AUGGCCCAUGGACAUGGACAUGAACAUGGUCCUAGUAAAAUGGAACUUCCAGAUUAUAAACAAUGGAAGAUAGAAGGGACACCAUUGGAAACUGUCCAGGAGAAACUGGCUGCACGAGGACUAAGGGAUCCACGGGGCCGCAAUGAAGUUUGGAGAUACAUGGGUGGCUUUGCAAAUAAUGUUUCCUUUGUUGGAGCAUUAUUAAAAGAAUUCAAGUGGGGAUUUGCUGCAUUUGUGGUAGCUGUAGGGGCUGAAUAUUACCUGGAGUCCCAGAAAAAAGAUAAGAAACAUCACUGA